Eutrema salsugineum is the source of this 2703-nucleotide messenger RNA. RefSeq lists its product as uncharacterized. The record is from RefSeq and is a predicted model, not a curated record. NCBI's taxonomy places the organism in Eukaryota, Viridiplantae, Streptophyta, Magnoliopsida, Brassicales, Brassicaceae. The transcript has 4 exons. The coding region runs from base 407 to 2545 and encodes 712 amino acids.
ACUUUCUCUCUCUCUCUUUCUCUAUCGUUUUUCUUCUCUCCUCCCACUAUACUUUUUUGCAUCUUUAGCAGAGAAGCUAAUUUCAAGUUAAUUUUAGCUUCUAAUUUUCCUCUUGUUUAUACCUUUUUGAUCUCUCUCAAGCUAACUUUCCCAAGAACCCCAUCCUAAAAAGAUUUCUGGGUCUAAUUUUUGCUUUCUAUUUCUGGGCAUUGAUCUAAUUAACAAGUAAAAUAGAUUGAAGCUAAACAAGGAACCCUUGUUUUCUAGAUUCUAGGCUUCCCCAAAUUUCCCAACUACUAGAAAGAACGAGUUUUUCUUACGUCUCUUCGUCUUUUUUUUUUUGUUUAAUUUGUUCUUGAAGACUCCAAAUUUCAAUUUGCGUGAAAAAGAAAAGAGAUAAAAAGAAAUGGUGGUGAAGAUGAUGAAGUGGCGGCCAUGGCCGCCGCUAGUAACGAGGAAAUACGAGGUGAAGCUAUCGGUGAGGAGGCUGGAGGGUUGGGAUCUGGUGCGGGAGAGUGCACCGGAGAACGAGAGAUUGACGGUCGAGAUUCGCUGGAAAGGACCUAAGGCGACAUUGGGAUCUCUGAGAAGGACGGUGAAGAGGAACUUCACUAAGGAAGCUGUGGGAGAAAGCGACGUCGUUUCAUGGGAAGACGAAGAGUUUCAGAGCUUAUGCUCUCUCACUUGUUACAAGGAAGACACUUUGUUUUAUCCUUGGGAGAUUGCUUUCUCUGUCUUCACCAAUGGAAUGAAGCAAGGGCAGAAGACUAAAUCUCCUCUUGUUGGAACAGCAUUUUUGAAUCUUGCUGAAUAUGCGCGUGUGACCGAUCAAAAAGAAUUCGAACUAAACAUUCCUCUCACGCUCUCUGCUUGUGCUACCUCCGAGCCACAUCCAUUACUCUUUGUGUCAUUGAGCCUGCUUGAGCUUAGAACCACUCCAGAAACCUCGGACACUGUGGCACAAACCGCUGUUGUGCCUGUCCCGACUCCAUCUCCACAACAGCCUAUUGAAACUCACCCAACUGAGAAGGAUGAUGUCUCUGCAAUUAAAGCUGGUCUCAGGAAAGUCAAGAUUUUCACAGAGUUUGUUUCUACGAGGAAAGCCAAGAAGGCUUGCCGAGAGGAAGAAGGCAGGUUCUCAAGCUUUGAAUCAUCAGAAUCGCUCGACGAUUUCGAGGAAGAUUUUGAUGAAGGCAAAGAAGAUUUGAUGAGUAUGAGAAAAUCUUUCUCCUAUGGACCUUUGUCUUAUGCAAAUGGUGUGGGAAGUUCGUUGAACUGUGGCACAAAAAUCACUGAAGAAGAUGAAGAUUGGAUUUAUUAUAGCCACAGGAAAUCGGACGUAGGAGGAGGUUGCUCAGACGCCGAAGAUUCCGCUGCUGGUUUGGUAUACGAGACAUCACUUCUUCCACGGCGUAGCAUUUUGCCGUGGAGAAAGCGGAAACUGAGCUUUAGGUCGCCUAAAUCCAAAGGAGAGCCUUUGUUAAAGAAGGAUAAUGGAGAAGAAGGUGGAGAUGACAUUGAUUAUGAUCGGAGGCAACUUAGCUCAGAUGAAGCUCAUUUUCCUUUUGGUAGGAGCAAAGGAGAUGAAGAUUCAACUGCUAAUCCGAGAACUUCUUUCUCGGAGUUUGGAGAAGACAGUUUUGCGAUUGGAAGUUGGGAGGAAAAAGAAGUGACAAGCCGAGACGGACACAUGAAGCUUCAGACAAAUGUCUUUCUUGCUUCCAUCGAUCAGAGAAGCGAGCGAGCAGCGGGUGAGAGUGCCUGCACAGCUCUUGUAGCGGUUGUUGCGGAUUGGUUUCAGAAGAACGGUGAUCUCAUGCCGAUCAAGUCUCAGUUCGAUAGUUUGAUCAGAGAAGGUUCUUUGGAGUGGAGAAACCUCUGCGGAAACGAAACAUACAUGCAGAAAUUCCCCGACAAGCAUUUCGAUCUCGACACCGUGUUACAAGCAAAGAUCCGGCCUUUAACUGUCGUCCCUGAGAAAUCCUUUAUCGGGUUUUUCCAUCCUGACGGGAUGAUCAACGAGGGAAGAUUCGAGUUUCUGCAAGGCGCAAUGUCAUUUGAUAGUAUCUGGGAUGAGAUUAUUAGUCUUGAGGAAAGCUCGGCGAAUGGCGAGAAUGAUGAUGAUGAUGAUGAUGAUGAUGAUGAUGAUGAUAACUCGCCGCCAUGCGUUUAUAUUGUGAGUUGGAAUGAUCACUUCUUUGUCCUGAAAGUUGAAAAGGAAGCUUACUAUAUCAUUGACACACUUGGAGAAAGGCUUUACGAGGGUUGUGAUCAAGCUUACAUUUUGAAAUUCGACGAUAAAACCAUCAUCCACAAGAAUCUUCAAACAGAGGGAUCAGAACCGGAGGACUCAAAAUCAGAGAUUGUGUGUAGAGGGAAGGAGUCAUGUAAAGAGUAUAUUAAGAGUUUCUUGGCCGCAAUACCGAUCAGAGAAUUGCAAGAGGAUAUCAAGAAAGGAUUAGCCUCGACCGCGCCUGUUCAUCACCGUUUACAGAUUGAGUUUCAUUACACAAAGAUGACUACAGACGCAGAAAUUGCGGUCUGAAGAGUUAGGCAGAGAGAAGCUAACGUUUUGUUUGAGGUUCUUGUAAGUUUUGUAACUCUCUGUGUAGCUUCAGCUAGCUUGUGAAUGUGAUUUAGAAGAGUUAACUCUUUUAAAGUUUUAGCUAUGUUUAAUCAGUUUGUAUCUAAUUUUCCAUCUUU